AGUUCUAAACCAAAUGAUUGAUCAGUUUAAUAAAGAUCAAAAACUUUAUUGUGGUCAGCGGGCAAAUAAACCUAAUCUUUUGGUGUUUAUUUGUAAAAAAGAAGAUUUGGAGAAAUUUGUGCAUGCAUACAAAGACUUCAAACAGAUAUGUGAGAAAUAUGAAGGUUCAAUGAAGCUUGUUUCAAGGUCGAAUUCCCUACCAAACCAAACUUCCGCAGGAAAUGCUCCAACACUAAAGCUAAAGACUACUGAUGCUCAAUCGGAUUCCUCUGGAAGUAAGAAAAAGAAUAAAAAUGCUGCAACAACAAAACAGAAUGCUGAUCAUUAUGAAGAUGAAGCCUGUAACGCAAAUGCUCCAACACUAAAGCUUAACAAAGCACCAAAGAAAACUGAUGCUAAAUCUGAUUCUUCUGAAAGUAAGAAAAAGAAUGGAAAUGAUACAACAACAAAACAGAAUGCUGAUCAUUAUGAAUAUGAAGCCUCUAUUGUUGCAGGGAGAACAAGUGUCGAAAAUGGUCAUGAAAACUAUGGCACGACUGGCAAUAACAGUGAAAAUACAAGAAGCAUGAUUUCCUCUGGAGAAUUUAAAGAAGACAAUGAACCAAAAAGAAAUGGUGGUGACAACAUUGAAGUAAACCAAGAAAAACACAGCAACUCAGAUUUAACCCCCAAAAAGGAUGGCAGCACUAAAACAAACCAAGAAAAGGACAACAACACUGAAACAAACCAAGUAGAAGUUGGCAACACUGAAUUAAACCAAGAAGAAGUUGGCAACACUAAAGUAAACCAAGAAAAACAUGGUAACACUAAAACAAACCAGGAGAAGGACGGCAACACUGAAACAAACCAAGAAAAACAUAGCAACUCAGAUUUAACCCCAAAAAAGAAUGGCAACACUGAAUCAAAUCAAGAAAAAGUUGGCAGCACUGAUUUGAAUAUAGAUAUAGUGGAUGGAGGAAAAUCAAACCUCAAUAAAAAAGUUGUGAAACCACAAUUGCCAGCAACAGUAGAUGAAAAUUUAAAAAAUGAUGAUUUUGCAUUGCAAAGUACAGAUGUGUUGAUGACAUUGAAUGAAUAUGAAGUUGGAGUCGUAACUUUCUGGGAAUCGUGUCAACAGUUGCCAUCUCUUUGGUCAAAACAUGAUGUUCAGCUCCUUUCUUCCAAGAAUGGAAAUCAAACCAUCAAAAUAUCCUCAAAGAAUGCGAUUGAAUUCAUGCAAGAAUUUCAGUCUCUUUACAAUGAUGCAAAACUUAAAAUGCAACAUAAAUUUGUGCAAGUUUCCAAAGAAUCGAAAAAAAUAAAGAAACAGUUGAAACUAUUAAAUGAUACGUGCAAACUGGCGCACUGUGCAUUUUAUUACGAUGCACCUAACUUAAUGGUGGUCAUGGGAUCAGAUAUUGCAAUGUUGGAUCACUGUCACAGUCAACUACAAAGUCAAAAAUACACAAAUGCAAAUCCAACUCAAAGUCUUGGCACCCAGGUUUCAUCUGAUAGCCAAGUUCCAAUUGUCUAUCCAAGUCAUUCAGGUAAAACAAUUCAAAGAGGCGAUAGUAAAGAUACAACAAAAUCUUAUGAACCCAACAACUAUUCCGAUUGUUCCAGUAAUGAUACUUCGAAUCCAAAACCAGUUGUGGUUCAACAAAACAAAGAAAGUAAAGUGGAGCCAACACAACAUAAACAACAAAAUGCAACAGAACUGCCAAGCAAUAUAAGUGUGCAUAGGGCUGUAGAGAAAGAGUAUACCGAUACCAUCACUGUGGAUAAAGAUGUUUAUAGCUACAUUCAACUUUCAAAGGCCAACCGUGUUAAGCAGAUAUGGGAGAGACAUCAGAUCAAGAUCAAAACAACAAAAGUUGGCCAAGAUAAUUUAUCCAUUGAGUUAACUUCUAAGUAUGAUGAAAGGAUUGUCCAAGCAAUUGAUGAAUUUCAAAGAUUAUACCAAGAUACCAUGGAUCAUAUACAACAAGCGAACAUAGAAUGUGAAUUUGAUUCACUUGAUGACAUUGAAAAAGCAGUUAAUGUUGUAAGAGCUAACAACAAAGAUGUGUUGGUCUGUCAAUCUUCUGAUAACAACCAUAGAGUUAUUAUGCUGUCAGAAGACAAGGAAGCUUUGAAAGCCAGUAAACGUGUUUUCCAAGAUUGCUUGAAUUCUAUAAGUGACAAACCCACCCAACUACCUAAACAACCAUCCUUAGCAAGUCGUGAUAAUUACAUAGAGGUUUUCAAGUUCGUUACUAAAGGUGGCAUCAGUGUAUCUGUUGGUAAUGGCAACAUAGCACUUCAAGAUGUAGAUGCAAUUGUCAAUGCUGCCAAUAAAUACAUUGAAAACGGUGCUGGAGUCACUGGAGCUAUAUUCAGGCAAGGGGGUUGGGAGUUUGAACAAGUGUGUCAGAAAGCAAUGAAGCGUAGGCAUCGACCGUUAGCUGUUGGAGAAGUGGUUUCUGUCAAGGCCGCCGGCCGCUUGCAAUGUAAAAAGGUUUUGCACCUGGUUGGACCUCAGUGGUACAAAUAUUCUAACAAACAAGAAGCAUAUCAGUUACUUGAAAGUGGUUUAUUAUCAGUGUUAGAGGAAUCUGAUUGUUGUGGUGUAUUCACACUUGCUCUUCCACCUGUAGCUACAGUUGUUUAUGGAACUCCACUCAAUGCCUUUGUGAUGGUCACAGUAGUUAUAAGUAUCAGAGUAACGCGCAACAAUCUCAGCAAAGCACCAGUCAAGUCACUGAAAAAAAAAGUUAUGCUGCAGCUGCCAAGUCUUCCUCACAUGAUACAAGAGCUGUGUCAAACAUAUAUGAAAAUAAAGUUCAAUUGAAACAACAAACAGAUGAAUGGAAAAUGACCGCUGAAAUCUUUCCCCAAACUGCAUCAACAGAGUACAUGUAUCAUUUACACAUCAGCAUUCCAUCUCUUCACUAUCAGGACAUGUACAGGAAAACAGCUUAUAUUCCCAAUGUGGAAGGAGCUCGUGAAGUAAUCAAAAGAAUUGGAAAACUUGUAAAGGCGAAAAAGUUGUUUCAGCUUAAAUAUUCAGCAGACCCAGUGUGUAGCUGCAAGCUUAAAAGUUUAGCAUUUAACAUGUUUGACAUUAAAGAAAACUACAUGGAGAAUUUACAAAAUGAAUUGUUAGAGUUGGAAAAGAAGGAAUAUCAGAAACCAACAGAAAAAGAUAGUGAAAAGGGAAAGAAUGGUAAAAAAGAGCAAGAGAAUGGGAAAGGUAAGGAGAGUAACACUGAAGAGGAUGAAAAAGAACAGUGUGCCAUUUGUUUGGAUGAUAUUAAUGGUUCAAAAAUAAAGACACUUCCAUGCAAACAUAAAUUUCAUGAAACUUGUGUCAACCAAGCAUUGAAGGUCAACAACCUUUGCCCAAUAUGUAAACAAGCUGUGGGGAAAGUAAAGGGCAACCAACCCAAUGGAACAAUGAGGGAUCGUAUUGACCAUAACACCCAUCUUCCUGGAUAUGAACGUUAUGGUGCUAUUGUGAUUGAUUACAAUUUUCCAAGUGGAAUACAAGGACGCGAACAUCCCAACCCUGGAGUACGAUAUACUGGUACAAGCAGGACAGCUUAUCUGCCAGAUAAUAGAGAAGGAAGGGAAGUGUUGAGAUUGCUGAAGAAAGCUUUUGAUGCUCGUUUAAUUUUCACAAUUGGAAGAUCAGUAACAACUGGAAUGGAAAACCAAGUUACAUGGAAUGAUAUUCAUCAUAAAACUAAUCCUUAUGGUGGUGCAACUGGGUUUGGAUAUCCAGAUCCUGAUUAUCUAAACAGAGUGAAAGAUGAACUUAAAGCAAAAGGAAUUCAAUAAAUUUGUCUGCUUGUUAUUUCUUAACAAAAUUUGUUGUUUAUUUUUCUAUCAAAAAAGUUCCGUAAUUUUAAGAUUAAUGUUCGUUUAUUCUUCAGUUGAAUAAAGCUGUCAACGUUCAACACUGGCAGUAGUGGACACGGUUUAUUCUUGUGGCUAAAAAAAUACAUUUUAUGUAAAUAUCCAAGGUAUUAUGUAAAGCCAUAUUCCCUUUCGUUAUUUUUUAUAUUAAGUUUUAAAAAUACUAAAUACAUGUGAAAUUCUGUGUUAAACAUUUUGAAUGAAUUAUUUGUUACCACAAUGUUAUAAUAAGAUCACUUAUUUGUAUUCUGCACUGAGUAUAUGUAUCAUAUUAUCUGUACAAAUGUUUUAAAUUUCUUUGACAAUUUUAUCUGAUAAUUAAUGGAUUAGAUUACUUUUGAUUUUAACUGAAGAUAUUUGUGUUUAAUUAUUUGAUUUUAAUAGUGGCAUUUUGUUUUAGA
Ciona intestinalis (vase tunicate) is the source of this 4277-nucleotide messenger RNA. The record is from RefSeq and is a predicted model, not a curated record. NCBI's taxonomy places the organism in Eukaryota, Metazoa, Chordata, Ascidiacea, Phlebobranchia, Cionidae.